GAUAGUCUUUGUGUCCGGUCAUCUUCUUCCACCCCCAUUGCGGCUACGAGUGGUACGGUCCGACGAGCAGGGUGCCGCCGCUCCCCUCCGCCUCGCUUUACGGCAGAUGCACUCGCGCUUGUACCGCGGCGGUUUGUCGAGGAGAUCCAGUGGUGGUGACUACCGGGAUGCCUCGGGGAACCACGAACACAGGAAACGAAGCCUCCCGACCUCGACGCCCACGCUAGCAACCACUGCAGUUGGACAAGCUGCGAGUGGCGGCACGACUGAGCAGCCGCGGCCGCUUGACAGGUGCCGUCGCCCGGCACUGCGUGAGGAGAUGCCGCCCGUCCAGAGAACCAUGUCGGAUCUACGAACGCGGGCUGACGGAUAUGAGAAGACAGAGGACGCUUCAGAAAAGACAUCCUUAGCGGACCAAGAAGAUGCCCGACUGAUUUACCUUAACCAGCCACAGUUUACAAAGUUUUGCAGCAACCGGGUCAGUACGGCCAAAUACAAUGUCGUCACCUUUCUCCCGAGAUUCCUCUACUCGCAGUUCAGGAGGGCAGCCAACGCUUUUUUCCUCUUCAUUGCACUCUUACAGCAAAUCCCAGAUGUGUCUCCCACUGGUCGCUGGACAACGUUGGUGCCACUGCUUUUUAUACUGGUUGUGGCUGCUGUAAAGGAAGUCAUUGAGGAUCUGAAACGCCACAAGGCUGACAGUGUUGUCAACAAAAAGGAAUGUCAAGUAUUAAGAAAUGGCGCCUGGGAGAUUGUGCAUUGGGAAAAGGUGACUGCUGGGGAAGUAGUCAGAGCUGCCAACGGCGAUCACCUCCCGGCUGACCUCGUCAUACUGUCGUCCAGUGAACCGCAGGGAAUGUGCUACAUCGAAACAUCUAAUCUAGAUGGCGAAACUAACCUUAAAAUCAGACAGGGUCUCCAAGUGACGUCCGACUUGAAGGACAUCGACAGCCUAAUCCAUCUCUCAGGGAAGAUGGAGUGCGAGUGCCCAAACCGUCAUCUGUACGAGUUUGUGGGGAACAUCCGAUUGGAUGGACACAGGUGGCCUCAGUUGUUAAGCACACUGCCACUGGGUCCGGACCAGAUCUUACUAAGAGGAGCCCAGCUACGGAAUACACAGUGGGUCCAUGGUGUGGUGGUCUACACGGGUCAUGACACAAAGCUCAUGCAGAACUCCACUCGGCCACCGCUGAAGUUGUCCAAUGUGGAGCGCAUCACCAACUUUCAGAUUCUUGUCCUGUUUGGCUGUCUGCUGGCCAUCUCGUUGGUCUGCUCCGUGGGCCAAACCAUCUGGAAGUACCGGUGCGGCAAUGACGCCUGGUACAUGGACCUCAACUAUGGUGGGGCAGCGAACUUCGGCCUCAACUUCCUCACCUUCAUCAUCCUGUUUAACAAUCUGAUCCCCAUCAGCCUUCUGGUCACACUGGAGGUCAUCAAGUUCACCCAGGCCUUCUUCAUCAAUUGGGACACUGAUAUGAUCUACGAGCCUACAAACACACCUGCCAUGGCUCGCACCUCUAAUCUGAAUGAAGAGUUGGGCCAGGUGAAAUAUAUUUUCUCUGACAAGACGGGCACGCUGACCUGCAAUGUCAUGCAGUUUAAGAAGUGCACAAUUGCUGGAGUGGCCUACGGUCACGUGCCUGAGGCUGAGGAGGGUAGUUUUGCAGAGGACGACGGGCACAGCUCACACUCAUCGGAGGAGUCAGGCUUUAUCGACCCGAGCUUGCUGGAAAACCUCCAAAGUAAUCAUCCUACAGCUGCUGUCAUCCUGGAGUUCAUGACCAUGAUGGCCAUCUGUCACACCGCAGUCCCCGAGCGCAGCGACAGAAAAAUCACCUACCAGGCAGCGUCCCCAGAUGAAGGCGCUCUGGUGAGAGCUGCAUGCAACCUGGGUUUUGUGUUCUCUGGUCGAACGCCAGACAGUGUCAUUGUGGAAAUGAUGGGAAACGAGGAGAAGUAUGAGCUGCUUCACGUCCUGGAGUUUACAAGUUUGAGGAAAAGGAUGUCAGUCAUCAUGCGCACGCCAUCCGGAAAGAUCCGCCUCUACUGCAAAGGAGCCGACACGGUGAUCUAUGAUAGACUGGCAGACAGCUCUCGCUACAAAGAGAUCACGUUGAAACAUUUGGAGCAGUUUGCUACUGAGGGGCUGCGCACGCUGUGCUUCGCGGUGGCAGACAUCAGCGAGUCGUCCUAUCAGCAAUGGCUGGAGGUGCACCACCGAGCCUGCACCUCCCUGCAGAACCGAGCCCUCAAGAUGGAGGAGAGCUACGAACUCAUCGAGAAGAACCUGCAAUUGUUGGGGGCCACCGCUAUCGAGGACAAGCUGCAGGAUAAGGUGGCUGAGACCAUAGAGACACUGAUGAAGGCCGACAUCAAGAUCUGGAUCCUUACGGGGGACAAACAGGAAACGGCCAUCAACAUUGGACAUUCCUGCAAACUACUGACUAAGAACAUGGGCAUGCUAGUGAUAAACGAGGACACGCUUGAUAGAACAAGGGAGACCCUCAGCCACCACUGCGGCAUGCUGGGAGAUGCGCUCUACAAGGAAAACGACUUUGCGCUUAUCAUUGAUGGAAAGACGCUGAAAUACGCCCUCACCUUUGGAGUGCGACAGUACUUCCUGGACCUGGCGCUGUCCUGCAAGGCCGUCAUCUGUUGCAGAGUGUCUCCCCUGCAGAAGUCGGAGGUAGUGGAGAUGGUGAAGAAGCAGGUGAAGGUUAUCACGCUUGCCAUCGGCGACGGCGCCAACGACGUCGGGAUGAUUCAGACGGCGCACGUCGGUGUGGGAAUUUCAGGCAACGAGGGGCUGCAGGCCGCCAACUCCUCUGACUACUCCAUUGCUCAGUUCAAAUACUUGAAGAAUCUGCUGCUGGUCCACGGAGCUUGGAAUUACAACCGUGUGGCCAAAUGUAUCCUGUACUGCUUCUACAAAAACAUUGUUCUUUACAUCAUAGAGAUCUGGUUUGCGUUUGUCAAUGGCUUCUCGGGUCAGAUUCUGUUUGAGCGCUGGUGCAUCGGCUUGUACAACGUGAUCUUCACUGCCCUUCCUCCACUCACUCUGGGAAUAUUUGAGCGCUCCUGUCGAAAAGAAAACAUGCUGAAGUACCCGGAGCUCUACAAAACCUCCCAGAAUGCAAUGGGAUUCAACACCAAGGUCUUCUGGGCUCAUUGUAUGAACGGCCUCUUCCAUUCCGUCAUCCUCUUUUGGUUCCCUCUCAAAGCCUUCCAGCACGAUACAGUAUUUGGCAAUGGAAGAACUCCUGACUAUCUCCUUUUAGGAAAUAUGGUUUACACAUUUGUGGUCAUCACAGUUUGCCUUAAAGCAGGCCUGGAAACCUCAUCCUGGACUAUGUUCAGUCACAUCGCCAUCUGGGGCAGCAUUUGCCUGUGGGUGGUGUUCUUCGUCAUCUACUCGUCCCUCUGGCCCCUCAUCCCUCUGGCCCCUGACAUGUCAGGCGAGGCGGAGAUGAUGUUCUCUUCAGGGGUCUUCUGGACGGGCCUGGUCUUCAUCCCUAUCACCUCGCUGGUCUUUGACGUGGCCUACAAAGUGGUGAAGAAAGUGUUUUUCAAGACACUGGUGGAUGAGGUUCAGGAGCUGGAGGCACUAUCCAAAGAUCCCGGAGCUGUAGUGCAUGGGAAAAGCUUGACGGAGAGGGCCCAGCUCCUGAAAAACGUCUUCAAGAAGAGCACUGUGAGUCUGUACCGCUCCGAGUCCAUGCAGCAGAACCUGCUACGUGAGUUACUCGACAUUGUCGUCUUUCUCUCAUAUCGCUUCCUUUCUCACCGGAAGUUGCAGGUGAUAGGUAGAUUGAAAUGGGGUACACACACGUACCGAUUUUUAUUUAAUUUAUUUAUUGUUUUGGGACAUUUCACAAUGUGAGAGACCCCACACAUGGCAGGGGAAAAAAUGGUUUGUGUGUUCUUACUGCUCUUAUCGUGCAAGGUGUAUUCUAGAUGACCAGCACACACACAACCUUAUCUCCUCCGACAAUCCCCCAAAUCAGAUGUGUGUCCUAGUAGCAACACUGACCUGCGAGAGGCAGUGUGGUGCCAAGCGGCAUCCAGAGUGCCAGAAAAUAGUGGUACCUUGACUUACGAGCAAUACGAGUGCCCCAAUUUACGAAUUUUUCGAGUCGCGAGCUGUCUCUCGUUCGAUUUUUGUUUUGUGUCGCCAGCCAAAAUUUGUAGUCCGAGCCAGCUUCAGAUUGAAGUGAAACAAAAUAGAAGCAAUUAAGGUAGUGUAAUGCCCUGCAUGUGGGCAAGGAGAACCACAGUUGCCAAUGUACUUUAAGCCGUUUAUUGAACAGGUAGUCAAAACGCACAAAUACAGAAGGAGAACACUCGCGAGGAGCUGCUGCAGGCCGCAACUCAAGCCCAGGCGGCGCUCACACGCAGACUAGCCGGCCAUCUUGACAAUAGCUCACUUACUAGACCACGCCCCCUAAAACCACAUAUACAGUAAUCACACUUUAUAAAACCAGUUACUUUUUUCCUUUUAUUUUAUUAGGUUUUACAGUGGAACCUCAGUUUUCGUGAUGAAUCUGUUCCCAAAAAUCUGACGAAAGCUGAAGCAAUAUUUCCCAUAUGAAAUAAUGCAAAUCCAAUUAAUCUGUUCCAGACACCGAAAAGUGUUGACAAAUAACUACAUUUUAUGGAGAAUAACUAUAGUGUAGCAUACAGAAAACAAUGUGAAAUGAAUUUAAAUGACUAACAAAUUGGAUACAUUUACCUUUAUUAAAGACUCUUGACGGCAAUUGAAAAAACAGCCAGGAGGAGGAGACCUUUCCUUCCACUUUUGUCUUGAAUUUCAUGGUCUUCCUCGCCUUCGUUAUUAAUGGGCCGGCAGCAUUUGGAACUUUCUUUGGCCCCACGGUGGCUUAUUGAGCAGUCGUACUCAAUAAAUAAGAAAAGAAAAACUUUGGAAAUGCUUUUGAUCAUGCGCUUCUGCUCUGUGCUGAGGCUCACUCAAAAAGAAAAGACUCAAUCAAGUUGCGCAUGGGCUUUGUGUGGGGCUCAGUUCCGGAAAUGAGCUGCCAGUCACAAGCUUUUAGAAUGAAGAGAGUGCGAUUGGAAAAACAACUGGUACAUAUUUCCAUGAAAAGAAAUAAUUGCAAACCUAAUCGUAUGAUAAUUAGGCCUUACGAAAACUGAGGUUCGCUGUAAAGUGCUAUUUACAAUAUGUAUGUAUAUAUUAAAAAAAAAAAAACAUAAGUGAAAGAAAUAACUUCCUUUUUCGUAAUCAGUUGUCGUUCCAUUACUACCACUCGUCUUCCACCUCAGUUUAGUUUUUACUUGUUAGCAAAACUCGGGUGUCAAGUUUGGUUUUCUUUAUUUCUUUGUGCUGUGUUGUCUCCUUUUCUCCUUUGUUUGAUCAUUGUGUUUCUGUUUGUCUCAUAGGUGGGGAUGAGACACUUGUCAUGUGAUUUCUUUUUUUUUUUUUUUUUUUUUGGAUUUAAUUAUUAUUCUUACCUUACCUUUUAAAGCCUCCGUCCUCUCCCUUCGUAGCUCCUCCAUAGAGAACUAGUUGUUACUCGGCGUUAGUCCUUUUCUCCGCUUUUUUUCCUCCCCCUCGUGUUCCUGCUGUGUCCUGACUUUGUAAGAGCGCCGUUCACGGUGAAAUGACGAAAUGUUGCGCUGUUAUUUCCUCCUGCCGCCACAAUGCACUCGCCACAGCGCGCUCCUUUGAGCUGGCGCGCAGGUACUGAGCGGCUCUUUUGACAUGUGAAGGUGAGACUUUAGGAACCGUUUAGCUUCGGUAAAGCUUAGCCUACUGUUAGUAUUUGUAAUGCCUUUAAAACAUUGUUAAGGAAUAAACUCAUCGUUUAUCCUCAGAUUUGACGUGCAAAUGCUAAAGCUAAGUCAAAAUCCUCAUAAACUGAUUACAAUUACUCUACAAUUGUUUGUACGGGAACAUUAAGAUUGUCGGUGGAUGUAUUGAAUAACCUAUUGUGUUGCCGUACGCCUUUUUUGUCAUGGAUAAUGCGAGGUUGGCGAAUGGCUUCAUGUUAGCUUGUUAGCGUCAUAUUGAGCAGCCAGAGUGUGGUCUUCCCAUGAAAAUUAUCCCAAGACUUCUUGUUUCUGGAGUUACUUUGAGUGUGUGUCAAAUACAUUUAAAAAAAAUAAAAAAGAAUAAUAAUCUGUUUUCUCUAGUUACACCCGCAACCCGUAAAGGACAUAGCAAAUGGAUGGAUUUAGAAAAACCUUCCUACUUGCUUGUGUUGUUGCCUUUUUUUGUUCCUUCCUUCAAUGUUUAAUCCGUUUGAUUCCGUUUUGGCAGAUGGCUAUGCCUUUUCCCAAGACGAGAACGGGGUGGUAUCCCAGUCGGAGGUGAUCCGAGCAUACGACACCACCAAGCAGCAGAGCAGAGAGUGGUGAGCGUUGGCCAUUCCAGAGCUGCAAGAGCUCUUCCCGCUUUCUUCUUUUUGGAAUUUGUGGGACUCGUAACAUGACUGCAGACAGACAAGAAUGGAAUCAUGUAUUGUUUUGUGAAAGGGAACAAAUUAAUUGUGUUCUAUUAUCGAGCACGGUGCUUUUUUUUUUUUUGCAAACCUGAGCAAAGUGUCUCCUCUGUCUUCAUUAACAGGAAGAAAAUUUUUUUUUAUUCGCGCUAUACCAAAACGACUAAAAUCAUUGCGGCCAAUUAAAACUGUUAAUUGUGAAGUUAAACAAUCCUUGGAGCCAAGAUUUUAAGUGGCGUCAGAUUGCCAAAGAGCAGUCGUAAAUACAAUCUUCCAAGUACUCAUGAAGUCGGACAGUGUCGUGAGCACCACUCUCCUUUAAUUUCCUUUUCUUUUUUUUUUUUUUUUUGCACUAAAUGAAACGUCGUGUGUAAAAGCCUUACAUUUUCUCAUGCCUUUACAAAACAAAUCCUUUUUAGUUCUUCACAUAAUGUAGACACUGUGCCUGCUUUUAGUUUGUGGCCUAGUCUGAUUUCCACCUUUUUGACUCCAAGCCCCCGUGAUGGAUGACAGCAUUCCAUACAUCACAAUCACAAAGGUGCCUACGUUUCCAUCCCGGAGGAAUGAGCUCGCGUCACAGCUAGCUUUCGGUCGAGGCACACGUGAAAAAAAAGACCAAAAAAAAAUUAUAUGUGUGUGUAUAUAUAUAUAUAUAUAGAGAGAGAGAGAGAGAGAGAGAGAGAGGGGGAGAGAGGUAUAGAUUUUAUAUAUAUAUACACAACCCCAAUUCCAAUGAAGUUGCGACGUUGGGUUAAACAUAAAUAAAAACAGAGUACAAUGAUUUUCAAAUCAUGUUCAACCUAUAUUUAAUUGAAUUCACCACAAAGACAAGAUAUGUAGUGUUGAAACUGAUCAACUUAAUUGUUUUUAGCAAAUAAUCAUUAACUUGGAAUUUUAU
This is a messenger RNA of Phyllopteryx taeniolatus (common seadragon), 7356 nucleotides long. RefSeq names its product ATPase phospholipid transporting 8A1 (gene atp8a1). Gene Ontology annotation, molecular function: magnesium ion binding; ATP hydrolysis activity; ATPase-coupled intramembrane lipid carrier activity. The coding region runs from base 107 to 3880 and encodes 1257 amino acids. NCBI's taxonomy places the organism in Eukaryota, Metazoa, Chordata, Actinopteri, Syngnathiformes, Syngnathidae. Gene Ontology annotation, cellular component: plasma membrane. The transcript has 37 exons. Gene Ontology annotation, biological process: phospholipid translocation. The record is from RefSeq and is a predicted model, not a curated record.